Dovyalis caffra is the source of this 1353-nucleotide messenger RNA. The record is from the annotation of a GenBank genome assembly. Lineage: Eukaryota; Viridiplantae; Streptophyta; Magnoliopsida; Malpighiales; Salicaceae.
AUGGACCCUUCAAAUGGAGACCAACGCCAGAGGGACGACUCAGAACUUGCAUCAACAAGCUCAGGAAUCUCCUCCAUGCUAAGCAGCACGGAGGAUUCUAUAAGUAACAGCAGCUUGGGUUAUAUUUCCACAACGAGCGGGAGCUCCGGCGAGAUUCCAAUCUCUGUGGUGGCGGAGGAAGUGGUGGUACCGAUGGAUGUGGAUAUGGUGAGGGAGGAGUUAACAGUGACGGCGACAGUGAGGGAGAGAGAGAAAUGUGUAGGGAGGAAUAAUAAAGGUGUGAGCUGGGGUUACACGUCAGUGAUUGGGAGGCGGAGGGAGAUGGAGGAUGCGGUUGCCGUUAUCCCGAGUUUUAUGUCACGCACGUGCGAUCACGUGGGAGGUUGUACGGCUCUUGGUUCUCGAACUGCCUCUGAGAUCUCUUCUAUCCAUUUCUUUGGUGUCUAUGAUGGCCACGGUGGCUCUCAGGUAGCUGAUUUCUGUAAAAAGAGAAUGCAUGAAGUUAUACUAGAAGAGUGGGAUCGUGAUAAAACAAUUGAUGCAUAUGAAUGGCAGAGAAGAUGGGAAGCUACAUUUUCUAGUGCUUUUGAGAGGGCUGACAAUGAGGUAUUGACAGAGGCAGUUGCACCAGAAAUGGUGGGAUCAACAGCAGUCGUCGUUGUGCUAUCCGGUUGUCAGAUUAUUACAUCCAACUGUGGUGACUCUAGGGCAGUACUUUUUCGGAGGACUGAAGCUAUCCCUCUUACCGUUGACCAGAAGGUCACCCAGAUGACUGUAAAUUUUCGGUAUGAUACCCCUCGGUCUUUUGUACUUGUCAAGGCACUUGCUUCUACACGUACUUCUAAGGUUAAAAGGAAGCCUGAUAGACAUGACGAACUAAUGAGAAUUGAAGGACAAGGAGGGAAAGUCAUAAACUGGAAUGGUGCUAGGGCUGAGAACUCUGGUAGUUUUGAACUUUAUGACAUGAUGGCAAAGUUUAGAAACAAUGCUGCUAUAACAGGCAUCUUGCAUCCCAAUCCAUUUUCAGAGGCCAUUUGUGAUCACUAUUUAAGGCCUUGGAUAAUACCGGUGCCUGAGAUUACUUUCAUGACAAGGACUGAUGAGGAUGAAUGUUUGAUUUUGGCAAGUGAUGGUCUUUGGGAUGUCAUGACAAAUGAAGAGGUGGGAGAAGUUGCUCGCCGAAUACUGAGAAGGUGUCGCAGAUCGUUGUCUGAUGAGAUUUCACCAGCACAAACCAUUGCUGACAAUCUCCAAGAAAUGGCAUACGGCAGAAACAGUUCUGAUAACAUUUCCAUCAUUGUUGUUGAUCUAAAAAGGAGAAAGCGCCAGGUGAGACAAUCAAGAGGGGAAUAG